UUCUUUGACACGAUAAUCACGUCGAGUUGUCAUUCGUUUUUCAUCUUAUUAUAAAUUCUUUAAUUCUACAGUACAUACUUGAGGCCCCUCACCCACCUGCUGUUCAGGAUGGCCGAAGAACCCCAAGUCAUGUCUAUCCAGCAACGGAUUGCGGCGUUGAAACAUGCGCAAGCGGGUCAGACUGGAGGCGCCGAGGCCAGUGAGCCGACACUGAUUCAACCUACUCCGUUGCCCAUCCGCCCGGCUGCUCCUCCGAAACCCAAGACAUUCAAGCUUCCCAAUAUCGAUGAAGCUCCCGGCAGCAAUGGAUGGACUCACAGUGAAACUCCGCCGCCUACCUACAAUGAAUCAUUCCCUAGCCCAGUCUCACGGCCGAUGCCCACCCCCGCACCGGCCACAUUCAAGUCGCCCCCACCAUUGCCCGUGCGCAAGCCUUCCGAUCAGCAGGUCCAACAACGCCCUGCACUACCACCCCGACGGCCUACAAACCCCUCCCGGAAAGCCUCCCGGGAGUCUAUGGCCUCAGACAUAUCGCGAUCAACUACUACAAGUAUAGGCCGAGCAACAAUCACCUCCGUGGCCUCUUCCGACUCGGGAACAGGCCGCUCUCUGCCGCCCGCAUGGGGCGAGGCGGAAUUACCUCCCUUGCCUCCCAAACGACAACCCCAACUGCCCUCGCGACCCUCAGCUACAUCUGUCAAAAGCAAUAGUAGCUUGUCUGUGCCGCAGCUGCCUGCGCGCAGGGGAUCUACUCAGAGUACCUGCUCCACCGAUAGUACAUAUUCUCAGCCGCCCCGACCGCCCCCGCGGCUCCCAUCCCGGAACAACAGCGACAGGUCACCCAGCACAAAUACGGAUAAUACUUCGAGCGAGAGUAGAUCGACCCUUCCCAACAGGAGGUUGCCUCCGCCUCCUCCAUCGAACGCUGCUUUGGGUAAGCUGCAGCAGACGGGAUUCGCAGCGAUCAACAGGACUACCUCUCCUGUGGAAACGAACGGUAGUCCUCCGCCGGUACCAUUGGCUUCACGCCCAUCCCCACCAGAUCUUUCUAAACUUCAAGCCAGCAAGCCUCGCUUGCCUGCUACUAGCCCAACUGCCGGGACGUCGAAUGCUGCUGCUGCACUGACGGCGGCCUGUCUGAAAUGUCGGGAUUUCUCGGCAGCAGACGCCCACGCCGCUCAAUAUCCGCGUGCGACCUUGCCGACUCACGACUUGGGCUGGUUGGCCAGAGAGCUGACGGCGCCUUUCCCCUCGCCCACCGACAAGGCUCGUGUCAUCUUCACCUGGCUGCAUCAUAAUGUCGAUUACGACGUAGAAGCCUUCUAUGGUAAUCGCGUGCAGCCUUCGACGCCGGCCAAGACGCUGGCUUCGGGCUUAGCGGUAUGUGAAGGGUAUGCGGGUCUCUUUCAAGCCCUUGCGACAGAGGCAGGCCUCGAAUCUCGCAAGGUCAGUGGCCACGGCAAGGGAAUCGGGUAUCUGGAUCCCGUUCCUGGUUCAGCGCUCCCUCCUUUCAAGGGAAACCACGCCUGGAAUGUGGUGCGGAUUGAUAAUGGGCAGUGGAAGCUGAUCGACACCUGCUGGGGAGCGGGAUGCGUCCAGGGGCCGGGUCAGCCCUACCGAAGACAGUUCAAUCCGAUCCAUUUCAUCGAGACCAAUGAUGAAUUCGGCCUCAAGCACUUUCCCUCCAAUGGAAACGACUUUUACCGAGAUGACGGGCGUCCCGGAAUCAGUUGGGAGGAAUACCUUAUGGGCAAUCCAGCCUCACCCCUUGGGGCCGAGCAGCCGUUGGUCUACUCGGAUGCGGAGAAGCACAGCAUCGGAGCACGCACCUAUCGACCAGCGGCCAAGGAGAUUGCAGUGCAGCAGGGCGGGCCGCUGCGCUUCCAGUUCGGACUCAUCUGCGAGCACUGGACUCUGGAACACCACUCGCGGGCCCAGCCCGGUCUUUUCCUGUUGACGAUUCACGGCGCGGAUGGCCGACAGGACGACCGUCUGGUCUUCACGCAUUACCGGGGCACUAACCCCGGCGGCGGCGGAGAUAUGUGGUACCUGGACGUGCCGGAUGUUCGAAGUUUAGGCACCCCGGGCCAGACGGUGCAGGUGGUGGUACUAACACGUUUUGCGGAUCGGACAGAUCCACGAGGUGUGACUAUUACGGCGGAUGAAUAUCGGCGUGGUGUUGGGCGGGUGGCAAUGGCUUGGGCAGGUAUCGCCCAAUGGACACUAGUCUGAAGAGUGUCUCAACGAGUCAGGAUGAGACCGAUCAUGGAAUGGACAUUUGGCCCCCUUCCCCCCCGGGGCCAAUAACACCCUCCGGUUAAUUAGGGCUGGCUCCAGGGAUAAUUCAGGAUUCUUUCGUCACAACUGCAACUGACCCCGCUUGCCCAGACUCCUCGUUUGUAAUUGUCAUUGGGU
Molecule: messenger RNA, 2415 nt
Organism: Aspergillus aculeatinus CBS 121060
Lineage: Eukaryota; Fungi; Ascomycota; Eurotiomycetes; Eurotiales; Aspergillaceae
Exons: 1
Coding region: 109-2232 (707 amino acids)
Source: RefSeq, a predicted model, not a curated record